AUGUCCGCCAUCGACACCAUCAAUGCCCUCCAUGCUGAGGCGUCGCGAAUUAUCCAUCUGCUCGGUCGAGCCCCUACACGCGCUGAGCGGGGCUUUGCGCUGGAGCUAGCUGACAAGGCUAUGGACCUUGCCAUCGAGGCCGGCUUCGAUGCUCCCGCGAUAGAGACCUGUCAAGCCUUCCAGCGCCUUUGCUACGACUCUCUAUUACAUUCCUACAGCUGGACUGAUAACCACGAACGUCGCAUGUACGAAAAAAGCGCGUCGAGAACUCCGAUAAAGCGUAAGCGCUCGGCCAGGAUCUACAAUGUCGAUAAGGGAGAGCACGUGCUCGAAGCUCUUGAGGCUGUCCAUAUUGGAAAUAUGUUGGGUAACCGUGUGUCGGUUGAGCCAAAUGCGUGGAAUCGCAGGAUUCGGUGGGGUGAUGAAGUUAUGGACCAGCCGAUUCGUCUCCCACCAGGCGUACCGCCAUACACCAAGAUCUUCGGGCCUAGUGCCAACUGUACUCUCGAGAUAUGUCCCGUGGAGAUAAGCGUGUAUGGCUACGCGCCUAGUCUCGCUGCUAAUGCCGUCUUCCUAUGUCUCUACCUCAUUUCUGCAUGCAUACACGUCUACCUGGGGAUUCGAUGGAAGAGUUGGUUCUUCAUGGGAUGUAUGGUCCUCGGCGCCGUCAAUGCUACUUUGGGCUACGCAGCUCGAAUUUCCAUGCAUUACAACCCGUUCAACUUUGCGGCUUUUAUGAUUCAAAUCAUUUGCGUUACUAGUGGUCCGGUCUAUUAUUCAGCGGCUAUCUAUGUGACACUUGCAGCAGCCAUCAAAGAUUUCUCUCCUUCACUUUCCCGCUUUAAACCCGACCUUUUCUACUGGGUCUUCAUUCCAUCCGAUGUCGUCUGUUUGAUAUUCCAAGCGGCCGGCGGCGGUUUAUCCACCGCAUCCUCUGGCUCGAGUGAGAUUGGGGUGGACAUGGCGCUUGUUGGUCUUAGUCUGCAAGUAGCAAUGAUGGUGAUCUUCUGUGGCUUCUUUGCAGAUUACUUGAUCCGCUACUUCCGCUCUGCCCAGUACCAAGCAGACCUAGGAAGAAACAUAUCCGGUUUGGAUUUUGGAACCAGACUGAAGGUCUUCUUCAGCUUUAUGACAUUGGCUAUAAUGCUGAUUUUGGCUCGAUGCACAUACCGGCUUGUUGAAUUGCGCGAGGGGUAUAGUGGUGAUCUUAUUCGCGACGAGCCCUUAUUUAUAGGCUUGGAAGGAGUGUUGGUCAUAUCUGCUGUUUAUUGCCUCUUGAUUGCCCAUCCUGGAUUUAUCUUCAAGAAAGGUCAGCAGAAUUUGUUAAAUGCAUCUGGUUUGGAUGGUUACGAGUUCCAAAAGGUCCCUUCUCAGACGCCCGCAUGA
Molecule: messenger RNA, 1386 nt
Organism: Daldinia childiae
Lineage: Eukaryota; Fungi; Ascomycota; Sordariomycetes; Xylariales; Hypoxylaceae
Product: Sphingoid long-chain base transporter RSB1
Exons: 5
Coding region: 1-1386 (461 amino acids)
Cellular component (GO): fungal-type vacuole; plasma membrane
Source: RefSeq, a predicted model, not a curated record